AGGUCAAUCUAUGGGCCAAUAGUAAGUAAGUAAGUAAGUAAAUAUUCUUUAUUGCACCACAAAGAAGACAAAUUAAAAAAAAAAACAGAUUUACAAUGUAAAGAAAGGUAGCAACAGGCGGUCUUAUCGCUGUAAGCGAUCUCUUCCAGACAACCUUAGGGUAGCAGGAUAUAAAGAACAGUAAGUUUUUAGAACAGGUAGUGCACGAAUGAAUUAGAGGAAUAGGAAAAUUACACAUACAUCAAGCAGACAGUACAUACAGUACAUCUACAAUUUAAAUAAACAUAUAAAUAUAACAAUACAUACCUAUAUUAAAAUAAAUAAAUAUUAGAUACAUAUCUAAAUAUACAUACAUACAUACAUAAUAUAACACAGCGGCACAUUAAGAAAGAGACAAGUAAUGAUUUUUCAGUAGGGUUUUAAAGCUUUGAAGAGUUUUCGCACACCUAAUAUCUAAGGGCAGGCUGUUCCACAGCCGAACAGCUCGAAAAGUGAAAGAGUCAGUAUAAUAUUUUGUAGAGGAUGGAGGGGGAACAAGUAGAUAUUUCCGUGAAGGCCUGACGGAGGAGAGAUAUGUAAAACGCUCUUUAAGAUAUGGGGGAGUAGAGGGGUUGAAAAGAACGCUAUAAAGAAGAUUGAGAAUAUGAGAAUUACGACGAAGACGUAUAGGGAGCCACUUGAGCUGGACACGGAAGUUGGAAAUAUGGUCAAAUUUGCGAAGUCCAAAUAUAAAUCUAAUACAGAGAUUUUGCAAGCGCUCAAGUUUGUUGAGCUGGUCCUCAUUAAGAUCCAGAUAACUGAUGUCAGCAUAGUCUAGUAUAGGCAUAAGAAGGGAUUGUGCAAGCGCAAUUUUGGUGGCUAAUGGCAAGAAGUUACGUAGUCGGCGAAGUGAACCCAUUGAAGCAAACAUCUUUCUGCUUACCUCGCCAAUCUGGGGUAUCCAAGAUAAAGUACGGUCUAUUAUGAUUCCUAGGUUUUUAACUUGAUGUGAGAAGGGAAUGUGAACACCAUCAAACAUUACGUCAGGUAGCAGAGAAAAAUCAAUCCUAGGAAUUAAUUUAGAACUACCUACAAUUAUCGCUUGGGUUUUACUUGGGUUGACCUUAAGCCCAUAUCGCCUACUCCAGUCUGAGAUGCAAUCCAAGUCACGAUUUAUGGAGUUGAUAAUUAUAGGUAGAUUGCUAAUGAUGCCUUGAGAAUAAAUUUGGAGGUCGUCGGCAUAAAGGUGGUAUGAUGAAGAGAUACUACUGGUAAUGGAAUUUAUGAAAAUAGAGAAAAGAAGAGGAGACAGCACGCCACCCUGCGGAACGCCAGCCAGCGUGCUGCACCACGAAGAACGAAGAGAAUCAACCUUAACGCGUUGUCGACGACCUUUUAAGUAACUAAUAAACCAAUCAAUCACCGCAGGAGAUAUGUUAAGAGAAUGCAGAAUACCGAGCAGAACGUCAAAAUCAACAGUGUUUUUCACAUAUUGAACGUUGUGAACGUAUAAAACAUCAUGAAGAUCAUGAUCAAAGAGAGCCUAGAACGCUUAAACUAAGUGCGCGUAGCGUGUACUAUCAAAAUCUUCAUCUUUGUAAGAUUUUUCAGUCUUGGAUUUGUUUCAAAAUAACCUGCAUGCAAGUAUAAAUAAGAAACGUUAUUACGACCUUGAAGACUAUGACGCCACAUUUGCUAUACCGUGGUCGGUGCAGAAGUGGGUGGGGCUGCGGCUGACGAAGACCGAUCCGCCUCAUGUCAGAAUAUUCUGGGACACAUACUACUGGCUGGAGAACCUCAAUCUGUGGCUGGCGGCCGUCCUGGAGCUCAUCUACAUGGUGGUACGGAGCACCGAAUACGUGGAGAUAUUCCUGUCCAUGCCAUGCCUGUGUAACCUGCUUUUAGCGAUAUUUAAGUCGUACAAAAUGGUGGUCUACCGACCAGUGUUCAACAACCUGGUGUGGGAGCUGAGGACGAUGUGGCCUCAGGGAACUGUCACCGAAGAAGAGGACCGUAUAGUAAGCAGGACACUCCGGAGUCUCAAUAUGGUCGUCAAAGGCUACUACUGGUGCAACAUCCUCCUAGUGUUGAUCUUCCUGUCCCCGUCUUUCGUGGCCCUUGGAUAUCGAGCUGCAGGCCACGACACAUCUCUCAUCCUGCCGUACUGGUACUGGUACCCUUUCGAUCCUUACGAAGGUGGUCUAGGGUAUGCGUUUGCUUUAGCCUUUGAGGAUUUCCAUGGUUGUAGUGCCAUUUGCUUCAUGGUGAUGGGAGACCUACUGUUCUGCAUCUUCUUGAGCCACAUUUCAAUCCAGUUCGAUCUGCUUGCCGUUCGUAUACAGAAACUCGUACCAACGAUUGAACCUAAACAUCGCUUGAGUGCAUUUACCACUGAACAAAUGCGCAGAGAAAACUGUAAUUCCCCGGAAUGGGAGAAAACACAUCUGAAAGAGUUGGCUGCCAUCAUAGAUAGGCAUCGGGCCCUGAUCAGACUUUCGGGUGACGUUGAAGAAAUGUUCAGCGGUGCGCUUCUCCUCAAUUUCCUCAAUAGCUCCAUGAUCUUCUGUUUCUGCGGGUUCUGUUCCGUCAUAGUGGAGAAAUGGAACGAGUUUAGCUACAAGUCGUUUCUCGUCACGGCGCUCGCGCAGACCUACCUCCUGUGCGCUCACGGACAGAAACUGAUCGACUCUAGUAAAGGAAUAACCAACGCACUGUACAACUGCCUCUGGUACAACGCAUCUAAGAAAGUCAAGGGUUCGGUCCUUAUUACGAUGCAUAGGUCCCAAAAAGAAAUCCACGUCACGACUUACGGCUUCUCGGUCAUCAACAUGGCGAGCUACGCCACGAUACUCAAGACGGCCUGGUCAUAUUUGUCACUUCUUUUAAAUGUUUAUAAAUAAAGAUUUAUAUAAUAAUAAAGGAGCAAACAUGCAUAAUUAUAA
This is a messenger RNA of Cydia pomonella (codling moth), 2921 nucleotides long. Its product is annotated as odorant receptor 4-like. Gene Ontology annotation, molecular function: odorant binding; olfactory receptor activity. NCBI's taxonomy places the organism in Eukaryota, Metazoa, Arthropoda, Insecta, Lepidoptera, Tortricidae. Gene Ontology annotation, cellular component: plasma membrane. The coding region runs from base 1815 to 2879 and encodes 354 amino acids. The transcript is spliced from 12 exons. Gene Ontology annotation, biological process: sensory perception of smell; detection of chemical stimulus involved in sensory perception of smell. The record is from RefSeq and is a predicted model, not a curated record.